UUAAUCUCUACGCUUCUCUCUCUACAAUUACUCCUUGAGAGUUUCUCUCUCUAGAAUAUUGAGUAUUGCUGACUUGAGCGUUGGAGUGUUUUCCCCGAGGAAACAACCUCUGGAUUUUCAAGUGUGGAAGCAGCUGAGAGUUUCAACAGUGUUGGAUCGCGUAACUGCCCAAACAUUUGGCGCCGUCUGUGGGAACCUGAGCAAGAAGUCGUGUAGCUUAGCCUGCUGAAAGAAAAUGGUUCGAACCUUUAUAGGAGGUCGCCCCCCAAGAAAUGAGACGGACGAACAGGAAGACACUCAAGUAUUUGAGCCUGGUUUGAAUGACUUUAGGCCAAUGCCAAGAAACCUCUUCGUCGGGGGAGCCGAACAGGAGCACCUAAGUGAAACGGAUGAUGAACGAACACCAACGGGGUAUGCAACCCAGCCUGAACAGUUCCAAGUUCCAACAGGAACAAGACAAAGACCUUCCAGACCACACUAUUCACAGCAUGAACGACCUGAAAGGUCAACAGAGCCUGCUCGGACAACCGAGCUCGAAGAGAGAACCAGAGUCCUCGAAAUGGCAAUGGGAAGAAUCCUUGCCCGCCUAAUUCCUGACGACCCCCUGAUUCCUUUGUUGAACAGGGAUGCACAACCGGCUGCGGUUGUUGCAACUCAAAACUCCCCCGCUCUAAGCAACAUAAUAGUACCGACCAUGCCCAGGGGAAGUGGGAAACUGAAUAUCGAGCCCAGCUCGUCCAAACACAGUGAAGAACUGAUGAGAAAGAACGCGGACCUUGAGAGACAGCUACAGGACGUGCAAAAGUCUAUUGAUGAGUUGAAAAGUCCCAGGUCGCAUCAACAGACUCUGGAUUUAGAUAGUGCCCCACUAAACUUAUCCAUCACAGCGGAGCCGUAUCAAGAGGGGUUCAAAAUCCCCCACUUGGAGACGUAUGAUGGCUCGGGCGACCCGAAUGAACAUUUACACACCUAUCAGGCCAUCAUGAGAAUCCAAAACGCUAACGACGCCAUGAUGUGCAAAGUGUUCCCGGCAACCCUGAAGUCAACAGCUAGAAGAUGGUACCACAAACUCCCCAGACACUCUAUAGAUUCAUACUCCCAGCUCGCCAAGCUGUUCUCCAACAAAUUUGCGAGCCAAAGGGAGAUUAAACGCACGGCGACCGAGCUGAUGCAAGUUCACCAGAAAGAGGGGGAAUCUUCGAGGGACUACAUGCAGCGAUUCAACAAGGCUACUUUAGAUAUUGAUAACGUCCCUGAUACCAUCUGCUUGUCUGCCCUGCUGCACGGUCUGAAGCGCGGCAGGUUCCUAGAUGACUUACUGGAAAAUCCACCAAAGACGUGGAACGAAGUCAAUGACAGGUCAGCUAGCUUUAUACUAUCAGAGGACUUUCAGUCGUCGAAGCGGCGAGCUGAUGAUAAACAAAGCAAAGGCCAGGAACAGCUACUAAGAAGAGAGGAUAAGAAAAAGCAGAAAGUUAAUGAGCCGUGGGGGAAGCCGGCUGAAUUUCCAAAAUAUGCUAACUACGUCCCUCUGACCUUGCCAAGAAGACUGCCAGCACUGAAAGGACGAGCUGGAGUUCUUAGCUCGCACGGGGAAAUUAGAGGGGUAUGUCCAGAAGCCUCACACCCAGCAAACAGCUCAAACCCACUUCGUGCAGGGCUACGACCGACCUCAGGGGCAGAGGAUCAGAGACCUGCCGCCCAGAGCCAAAAAGACAGAAGAGGAGUUGGAUGCACCGCAAUACCUCCGCCGUUUGGUACAAUUAAUAUGAUCUCUGGCGGUAUGCAUUCAGGGGGCCAAAGUGCCCGAGCACGCAAGGCAUACGCCCGACAGGUGAUGACGGUUAACAAAAAUAGGCCUUUGAAGCGACCGUUCGAGGAGGCGGAGUGGGAGAACACACCCAUUACAUUCAGCCCGGCAGAUUACAAGCGAGCAGAUGAAGAGCCCGACGUCAUGAUGCCACAUGCAGAUCCUUUCGUGGCAAUGCUAAAUCCCAGCUCGCUGCAAAAGCACGAAGGGCCUAUAUAUGGGUUUAACAAUCAGCCGGUGCCGGUUGAAGGAGUAAUUACCCUUCCCAUCUAUGUGGGCUCGGAACCAAGAUUCAGGAUGGCUUCUAUCACUUUCCUGGUCGUCAAGAUGGAGUCAGCUUUCAACGCUAUAUUGGGAAGAGCCACUCUCUGCAAGCUGAAGGCUGUCAUAUCACAACCCCAUCUUUGCAUGAAAUUCCCAACCCCUCAGGGGGUAGGAGUGCUCAAAGGAAAUCAAAAGAUGGCCAGAGCAUGUUAUCAAGACACAUUUAAGAAGGUGGAGCUCACCGUAGCCCCGAGAGGCUCUGAAAAUAGUAAACCGACUCAGCCCGGUCAGCAGACAAUGAGCAUAUCGGACAUUGAGCAUAGACCCGAGGGGGUCGAGCAGAAAGCAGAGCCGGUAGAGCCGGUCGAAACCGUUCCUUUAAACCCUGAUGUGACGGAAAGAACAGUCAAGAUCGGCACCAAGCUCACAAAAGAAGAACGAGCAGAGCUCCUGGAAUUUUUGAGGGUCAAUCAGGAUGUGUUCGCAUGGACUACUGACGAAAUGCUUGGCAUCCCAGCGGAGCUGACAGUCCACAAACUCAGCACGGACCCCACCAGAAGGCCGGUGGUGCAGAAGCGUCGCCUUUUUGGCCCGGAGAAACAAGCUGCCAUAGACGAGGAGAUGCGGAAGCUGCUACAAGCAGGCUUCAUCAGGAGAGUGGAGUACUCCGAGUGGGUAUCCAACCCCGUGCUCGUCAAAAAGCCAAAUGGCAAGUGGAGGAUGUGUAUCGACUUUACCAACCUCAAUGACGCAUGUCCAAAAGACCCUCACCCCUUACCAAAUGUGGAGAAGUUAGUGGAGCGGGCGGCUGGGCAUGAAUGGAUGAGUUUUCUUGACGCCAGCUCUGGCUAUCACCAGGUUCAAUUACAGUUGAACGACCAGGAAAAGAAUGCUUUUUACGCUGGGGAUGCAAUCUACUGCUAUGUCAUGAUGCCGUUCGGCCUCAAAAAUGCUGGAGCAACAUACCAGAAGCUGGUGCAAAUCAUCUUUAAGCUUCAGAUCGGCAGAAACAUAGAAGUAUACGUGGAUGACAUGAUAGUCACCAGGAAAUUCCUAGGAUAUGUGGUAUCCAAGAAAGGAAUUGAGGUAAAUCCAGAGAAGGUCCAGGCCGUUCAGCAGAUGGAGCCACCCAAGACCAUAAAAGAUGUGCAGCGUCUGACAGGUCGGAUAGCUGCGUUGCACAGGUUUAUAGCCAGAUCGGCAGAAAAGUGCCUUCCGUUCUUCAAAGCCCUGCGGGAACCUAAGAACUUUCACUGGACUGCUGAAUGUCAGCAGGCGUUUGACGAGCUUAAACAGUAUUUAGCAUCCGCACCCCUGCUGUCCAAGCCUGUCGAGGGGGAAUGUUUUUAUCUUUAUCUGGGAGUCACCGAAGAAGCAGUGAGUUCAGUGCUACUGAGGGAAGAGAAUAAGAAUCAGAAGCCUAUCUGCUAUGUGAGUAAGGUGUUACAAGGUGCUGAGCAGAACUACCCACUAACGGAAAAGGCUGCUUUUGCUUUAGUCUGCACAGCUCAACUCUCUGGUCGGCUCAUCGGAUGGAGUAUCGAGCUGAGUGAGUACGACCUCAAAUUUCAGCCGCGCACAGCUAUAAAAGGCCAAGCUGUAGUAGACUUCUUGGUCGAAUGUGCCCCGGCAGCUGUAAGAGAAAAGGCACCUGAACACCCAAUGUGGGUUUUAUAUGUAGAUGGGGCUGCUAAUGUCGAAGGAUCGGGUGCUGGAGCGGUGUUAUUGGGUCCUGAUAGCUUUAAGUCCGAACACGCACUAAGGUUUAAGUUUCAGACGACCAACAACGCUGUAGAAUAUGAAGCCCUUAUCUACGGACUGAAGUUGGCGUCCAAGCUGAAAGUACAAAACAUUCAGGUCUUCAGUGACUCUCAGCUCGUUGUGGGCCAGGUAAAUGGUAGUUGUGACAUCAGGGAUCCCCAGCUCGGUCGUUAUGCCUCUGUGGUCAACAGAUUGAAAUCAGCAUUUGUUCUCUUCCAAAUUGAUAAAAUACCAAGAGCGGAUAACCACCGAGCUGACGAGCUGUCAAAGCUGGCUUCCUCGCAAGACCUUAACCCUCAGAGGUCGACAAUUGUCGAGAUACUCGACGCCCCGAGCUAUACCGAUUCCACAGUCAAAUGUCAGCUACUGAGCACAGACCCCUCUGCAUCGAGCUGGACCACCCCGCUCAUAAAUUAUCUGCAGAGUGGUGAGCUACCUGAAGACCAGGCCACUGCAAAAUUGGUUAAACGCAGGGCGGCACAUUUCACGUUGUUAAAUAACCAGCUCUAUAAACGAGCAGCCUCAAUGCCCCUACUACGCUGCCUUACUCCUUAUGAAGCCGAAUACGCCGUAAGGGAAGUUCACGAAGGAGUAUGUGGCACACACAUAGGCAGUAGGACUCUAGCUCGGAAGCUCCUAAGGCACGGAUAUUACUGGCCAACCAUGGUGGAAAACGCGCAGAGCUAUGUUAAAAAGUGCCCGACCUGCCAGUUCAAUGCUGAUGAUAUUCACAUGCCAGGUAUCACAGCUUGUUGUAAAGUUCAUGCAAACUUCGCAUUUGACUGUAUGCUAAGCAUAAGUACCUUUGUGAAAGCAGGGGAAAUGCUAUCAUCUCUUACAUCCCCCUGGCCCUUCGCUCAAUGGGGUGUCGACCUGCUCGGCCCUUUCAUCAAAGGCAAAGGAGGCUGCACCUUCCUGGUCGUUGCAGUGGAUUACUUCACUAAAUGGAUAGAAGCCAAACCAUUGUCCAUGACAACGGAAAGGAAAAUAGAAGAAUUCUUGUUCAAUUCAAUAUUGUGCAGGUUCGGCAUACCUAAGCGGAUUAUCGUCGAUAAUGGGCCACAGUUCCGAGCAGCAGCACUGAGGUCGUUCUGCAAAGACUAUGGCAUUGAGCUCUCCUUGACGUCGGUGUACACCCCGCAGUCAAACGGACAGGCCGAGUCUGCCAAUAAGAUCGUUUUGCGAGGCCUCAGGACACGUGUUAUAUUCGCACGUUCUAACUGGGUUGACGAGCUCAAUAAAAUACUUUGGUCAUGUUGCACGACACCCAGCUCGGCCACGGGAGAAACCCCGUUCAACCUGGCAUACGGAGCUGAAGCCGUCAUCCCUGUUGAGGUCGGGCUAUCAUCUGUUAGGUCAGAUCGUCAUGACGAUCAGAUUAAUGGGCAACUCUUAAGAGAGAACCUAGACCUAGUGGAGGAAGUCAGGGAGAUGGCUCGAAUUAGAAACAUGGCACACCAAGGUAGUGUAGCAAGAUUCUACAAUAAAAGAGUCCGAGCUCGUCAGUUUCAGGUUGGCGAUCUAGUAUUACGUAAGGCUGAGUUAACUAACACAUGUUCCCACAUGGGCAAGCUUGCCCCUAAUUGGGAAGGUCCAUACAUGGUUGCUCAAGUUAACCGACCUGGAUCUUACGUAUUGGCAUAUCUGAACGGGCGUCAAUUACCAUUCACAUGGAACGUUUAGAACCUUAGAAAAUUUUAUAGUUGAUUUAUAUUAUUGUAGAAAAUUUCAAUAAUGUAUGAGCAAUUAU
Molecule: messenger RNA, 5585 nt
Organism: Rubroshorea leprosula
Lineage: Eukaryota; Viridiplantae; Streptophyta; Magnoliopsida; Malvales; Dipterocarpaceae
Source: the annotation of a GenBank genome assembly